AUGGACACAACCCCGUACGUGUUCCCCCGCCCGCUUGUCGUCCCACCGCACCCUCACUCUCACCCCCACCCACCAACGACAUCCCUGGCACCCGCCCCAUCGCCUCCGCACUGGGAGUACCACGCAACCCACCUCCCAGACAUGCCACCUACGGCUCGCACCACAGCCUCCUUCUACACCAUGCCCUCAACAGUUCCAAGAGCCCUCCCUCAUGGGUUUACAUACCCACACCCACACCCACAUCCCUCUCCAAAGGUGUCCGUGACGCUCCCGCGCGCCCCAGCACCCGUGGCCCUCGCACCAUCCGUCAUCUGGGACGGGGCCAUGUCUCCCCUCGAACUCUCUCCAGCCAAAGCCGGUCCUCGCGGACUCCCCACGACGCCGGCCACCACUUUUGGCAUUGGGACAACUGCCAUGUCGUCCUCUCCAUCGCUGGGCUCGUCAUGGGAUGUACACAUGCAGUCUACUGUCACCACUCAGCCAAAGCACGCGAGGGACCGCAAGGCGCGGGCGCAAGCUGGGCGUCCUCCACACCGGCCCCCUCCGCUCCAACUUCAAGCUCCUCAGCAUGGUCAGCAAGAGACAUGCUGCCAACACCCAUUUCCUCACACGCCGGGGCUGAACACGUCGCAAACAGAGCAUCAAACACCGACUUCUUCCCUCCAGUCCUCGUCCAGCGCGUCUUCCAUGUCACCACCCGCCACAAUCCCCGUGCACACCUUUGCGAGGCGCAACACCCUCCCGGACCUGCGUGAUAUGCCGCGCACGGCCGCCGAGCAACGAGUGAUGGGUGCCAUUGCCAGUGUCGGCUCCCCAGUCCACACCCACCACAGUAUUGGAGUGCGCGCUCCAGUGCCGCCGCUGCCACGCCCACACCCAAAGUCAAUCCCACCUCACUCGACGACGAGUGACUGCUAUACGGCUCACCACACCCACCACGCUGCCCAAAUGUCACCCAGGAUGUCUUACCACAUUGCUGCUGCUGUCCCGCCUCAAGCCAACUUCUUGCCCCAGCUCUCUGUUCCCAACUCGGCACCGGCCAGCAGCGACAUUCUUCCUCCAAUGUCGCCACAUGCCCCUGCACCUGGCGCGCCGUCGCAAGCUCACCACGCACUGCCACCCCACCACAGCUGUCAGGCAUGCCGGCGUAACGGCGAGGAAUGCUCGGGCUCCGAGCCCUGUACAGCGUGUAUCCGCCGCCACAAGCGUUGUGUCUUCACUCACAUGAGGCGCGCAAGCUCGACGUCGGUGGGCGGAGCUGGUACAGUCUCAGCUGGCACGAGCCCGCGGCGUAUGAGCGACGCUGCCUCACACCCCCACGGAUCGCUUGGCGUCGGACUCGGACUCGCACCUGGGUCGUGUCCCCGUCCAGGCGCUCGUCGCGGUAGCGACGCGGGUGCCGGCAGCAGGCGCGACAGCGAGGCGAGCGCUGGCAGCGGCGUCGGCGCCAAGAGGCGCAAGAGGCUGUACGCCAUGGAGGGUGCACCGGCCGAACAGGUCCUCGGCCGCCGCCGUUCGGCGCCAUACACGACCCACCCGGACGGCGCGCGUCCUCACCCGCCACCUCUGCCCAUCCCCGCCGCGACGGUCCCACUCCCCCAGCAGCUUCCAGCCCACCAGCCCGCUUCGACGGACUUUACGUUCCCGGCGCUGCCUCCCCAGCCUGUCGACCAGCAACAGCACGAGAGGCGCCAGCAGCAUCAGUUACACUUGCAGCUUGAGUCACACGAGCCCGUCUGCCACCCUGCCCAGUCCGCCACAUCAGUUGCAGCGGCACCCACCCACCCAUAUACCCCGCAGACGGUGCAGACACCGACCUCGGCCCUGUUUGCGUGGUCUGUCGUCGAGUCGCCCAUCUCGCCCAGCCCAACCACGGCGAGUACGCACAGCCACAGCGGCGGCUCGGCGUGGCCGGGCCACAUGUCCACGGUCGACGCGCACUCGCCAUUCACCCCAGCGUACCACCACCUCGCACCACCCCCGCCGCCAGGCCUCCUCCGCGCCAUGAGUCUCGGCACGGCCGAACUCGCUGUCUCCAGCGCUCCGCACCCACCGCCGAUGCCACGUACGGUGUCCUGGCCCAUGCUGAAUGGCUCGUUGGGCCAAACAACGCCGUCGUUCGCCCAGCCACUUCCCUUGGGUCUCGCUCAGCAAAGUGGCAGCGCAAAGAGUGGCCGUGAGGACGUGUCGCCCGCUGCCCUGGUGACUUGGACCGAGCACUCCGGCGCCGGCGCCGGCGCCUUCGCCAUCGCCACUGACGAGAACUGUAACGCCAAUGGCAUGGCCAAACCCGCCGUCAACGCCGAAGCGCACCCCAACACCACCCCCGUCCCCGUCUCCGCCCCGGCCCCCGCCCCCGCCACGAGCUUCAACGUCGGCGAUAUCAACAUGGACGAGAUGGACGCGGACGAGAUCCUCGCCCUGUUCGCAAUGACGCUUGCCGAGGACGACCACCAGGGGUCUGUCGAUUUUGGCAGUGCGUCCGGCAGCACGGGCGUAGGCUCGGGCGUGGGUGUGGGCGUGGGCAUGGGCACGGGCACGGACACCAAUGGCAGUGGCAUGUCGCCUCCCGACGCGUGA
This is a messenger RNA of Apiotrichum porosum, 2580 nucleotides long. RefSeq lists its product as uncharacterized. The record is from RefSeq and is a predicted model, not a curated record. Gene Ontology annotation, biological process: regulation of DNA-templated transcription. Bases 1 to 2580 code for a protein of 859 amino acids. Gene Ontology annotation, molecular function: zinc ion binding; DNA-binding transcription factor activity, RNA polymerase II-specific. The transcript is spliced from 3 exons. Lineage: Eukaryota; Fungi; Basidiomycota; Tremellomycetes; Trichosporonales; Trichosporonaceae.